GAGUGAGUGAGUGGAGUGGAGGAGACGCUGCAAUCAGGAAGACCAUUGCCAUGGCCCGUUUGUGGCAAUACGUGGUGCGCAGAGCGGCAGAGUUAUAGUACUUACAGAGAAUCCGUUAGGAUUGAAGGACUGUCCCCUUGUCUGCCUGUCCGUGUCUGUCCACAGUCCAAACUGAAGCUCUACGCACAUUCGUGGUAACAUGUCCUCUCCCAUGUCUCCGCAAUCUUCAAUGUCUCCUCAUCCUGGAACAACACCCUCCAGAGGGAUAUUGAGUUUGAUCCAGUCUAGGCAGCAGACCCCAGACCCAUCAUCAAAGAUUGAAGGCGUCAAGUUUAAAGUAUCUGAAAAUGAGGCAGAGUCGCUAGACAAGAAUCCUUUCAAACUCGCUUCCGACACUGAUAUUUUUCUGCUUCGGGAGAAGGAAUUACAACAGAAGCAAAAGGAGCAAGAAAGACAAAAGAAUCUGAAAAUCCACGAGAAAACAACAUACACAGCUCAAGUGUAUACCAGACGCAACAACCUACGAAGACUCUUAAAGGAAGGUGAUCCUGAAACCCUAACAUCAGAAGAGGCCAAUUUAAAUAAACUCUCCUCUCUCAAGGAUGAUCCUUCCUGGAAAAUUAAUCUCACAAAAGAUCGUCAUAUUGAGAAAGAAAGCUUGGACGAUUAUAUCAACAAGAAAAGGGAAAUGUUUCUGCUCCAGUACUCACUGGUUGUUAAACGAGAGGAGAUGAGGAAGCUGGAGGAAGUUGCACAGGCGGAAGAGAAGAAACUGGAGAAAGCCGAGCAAUACCUGGAGGAAGACGCCGCCAUGUUUGAUGAGUUCUUGAAAGAGAAUGACAGGAACUCAGCAGAAGCUAUGAAAAUUGCUGAGCAAGAAACCAAAUUAAAGAUGGACAAAGUUGCAGAAAUAAAGAGAAUUACAACCCAGAUGAUGGGAAUAAAAAGUGAAAUUUCCAAGAAUGAGGAGGUUCUGAAGGAGUUCCUGAUAUACAGAGACUUUCUAAACAAGUUGUCUCCAAAGGAAUGGCUGGAAGACAAGGAGAGGAAGAAACUGUUGCGUAGCCAAUCAAGAAUGAUUACCCAUAACCCAAGUGAAGAUAGGACCAGAACCCCACCAAUUUCAAAACGAACUGAAAGCAAACCCUCAGUUCGUCCUUCUGUGCAAGACGUACGAAUACCAAGCAAAGGAACCAGUCGACAAUUUAGCGCUAGAAAAAUGAGUUCUGCUCUCAUUCAGUCACCUCCGCCCCAGCUGUCACCUGUUGUAUCACCACUCAUGGAGAAUAAGACAACUGAAGAGAUACUAACUGACAGUGAUGAGGAGCCUGAGUUGUACUUUAAGGAUCCCAAGCAACUCCUGCAAAUUUAUACAGAACUCGAGGAGCAAAACCUGUCACUCAUCCUGAACUCCCAGGAGACUGAGGAAGCCCUGGAGGAGAUCAAGCAGACGACUCUCAACACAGAACGCAAAAUGAAUUGUGAGACCGAUUUUCUCAAGCAACAGCUCAGUAUCAUAACUGAGGCCAUCGCUAAAGAGGAGAGGAGGGCUGCAGAGCUUCAGCUGAAGGCUAAAGUAUUCUCCUUUAGCCAGACCAGCAUUGAGGAUCAGGAUCAGCUGCUGGACGCUCUCAAUAGGAAAGUAGGGGAAGUGUAUCAAACCUGCAUUGGCAUCAAUGAUACCAACAUGACAACACUACAGAUGUUGACAAACUUAGAAAACCACUUGGAGGAAAUGUUUGACAAACUUGAGAAGAUCCCUCAGGACAAAGUAGAAUCUGCUGAGAAAAGGAAAGAUAAGGAAAGAAGAGCAAGAUUACGAGAGGACAAAUUGAGGGAAGAAAAGUUGCUGCAGGAGGAACGACUCCAGCGUGCUCUGAUAAGAGCCCAGACUGAUCACCGGAAGAAGGUUAGCAGGAAGCUCAUGUUCCGAUCUCAUCCUCCUAUCCUUAAGCAAAAGGAGACGAAGAACCAAGACGACGUAGAUAAAGAUAAGGAAGAAAGUAUGUUUUAUUUCACUUAGUGUAAUUGAAUGGAUCACGUUAAUGUGUUAAGUGGUCUGUUUCACUGAAGUAGGUUUAGAAUUGUUGGAUGCGAUGGUUUACAAGAACGUUCAAUUUUGAAGGUGCAAAGAAAAAUUCAUUCCUUUUCUCUUUCCCCUCCUCCAAUUCAAGAAUUUACCUACAUUCUUAACAUAGUCGCAUCACAUGGAUAAUGACCAUUAGCUUUGGGUUCCCUUUGACUCACCGAUAUACAAAAUUUAGCCAUUAGAUAUGGAAGUUUGGGAAGAUGGACGAGAAACAAUAGCAGAACGUUUUAAUUAUUAAAAUAAAAAAGUGCUUUUAAGUGAUGUAAGUGAAUGGCUUAGAAUUACCAUUUCAAUAGAUUUCCAAUAGGAACACUGACCCAGUUUAGUAUCUGUGACAUGAUAGCUUAUUAUUGUACAAUAAAUAUUAAUGAUUGAUAACUA
Messenger RNA from Callorhinchus milii (elephant shark), 2470 nucleotides. RefSeq names its product cilia and flagella associated protein 100 (gene cfap100). The record is from RefSeq and is a predicted model, not a curated record. Lineage: Eukaryota; Metazoa; Chordata; Chondrichthyes; Chimaeriformes; Callorhinchidae. The transcript has 17 exons. The coding region runs from base 200 to 2023 and encodes 607 amino acids.